AGAAGAGAAAAAGAGAAGAAUAGAAAAGAGUGAGAGAGGCAAAGGCAGAGUAGCAAGAUGGCGAGCUCCUUAACGUGGUCGUGUUGCUCGUUCAAAUUCAGCCCGGAGGAAAUUGAGCAGCGUUAUAAGAGCCAGGAAAUCGAUCGGAUGUUGGAAAAGGAUCGGCAGACGUUUCGACGGCAAGUCAAGCUGCUGUUGCUUGGUGCCGGAGAGAGUGGCAAGUCGACAUUCCUCAAGCAGAUGCGAAUUAUCCAUGGGAUCAAGUUUGAGCCUGAACUAAUUAAGGAAUAUCAACAUGUGAUCUACCAGAAUAUAAUAAAGGGUAUGAAGGUUUUAGUGGAUGCACGGGAUAAACUAAAUAUUCCUUGGGAGAAUCCUAAGAAUUAUGAUAUUGGUUUUCAAUUACUUAAAUUUGAAAACACUAUGGUGCUGGACACUAGAUUAUUUCUACAUUAUGUGCCAGCGUUACAAAGUUUAUGGAAGGAUGCAUCGAUUAGAAGAGCAUUCGAUAGACGAAGAGAAUUUCAAUUAAGUGAUUCUGUCCAGUACUUCUUGGAUAAUCUUGAUAGGAUUGCAAAAGUGGAUUAUACACCUACACAUCAGGAUAUCUUACAUUGUAGAAAGGCAACAAAAGGAAUUUCUGAAUUUGUAAUACCGAUUAAUAAUAUUCCAUUCCUCUUUGUUGACGUUGGCGGUCAAAGAUCUCAAAGGCAAAAAUGGUAUCAAUGCUUUGAUUGCGUAACGUCUAUACUUUUUCUCGUAUCAUCAUCGGAAUUUGACCAAGUCUUGUUGGAAGAUAGGAGAACCAACAGAUUAGAGGAAUCUAGAAAUAUAUUUGAUACAAUUGUGAACAACAUGAUAUUUUGUGGUGUCUCUAUAAUUUUGUUUUUGAACAAAACGGAUUUGCUCGAUAAAAAAGUGAGAUCACAGGAUACAAACGUCCGUUUGUAUUUUCCACAAUUUACGGGUGAUCCACAUUCCAUGAAAGAUGUGCAAAGUUUUAUCCUCGAUAUGUUUGUCUCGGUUAAGAGGGAUCCAAGAAAACCAUUAUUUCACCACUUCACUACUGCAGUGGACACAGAAAAUAUUAAAGUUGUUUUUAAUGCUGUGAAGGACACUAUUCUACAUCGGAACUUAGAAUCCCUCAUGCUUCAAUAAUGACAUAGAAACCGAAUAAUUAACCAGAUAAAGCAGCUAGUAAAAAACAAAGGUACGCGUCAGAAACUUAACAUAUACAUUCAAUACUAUUAAUCCAAGUUGUAGUUUUCGAAGAAUAUUGUAAUAUAUAUUAGGUCAAAAUACAUUUUGAUAAAACUAUAUAUGUAUGUGUAUAUAUGUAUAUUAUACAUGCACAUACAACACAUACGCAAACAAAUACAUGAAGAUAUACAACUUUUGAACAUUUACCUUUCUGUAUAGUUACAUUUAUAAUAAAAGUGAGAGAAAACUGCCUAAAUAUAAAAAUAUAUUAAAAAUUUGACUUUAUAUACACUAUAGGUGCAUUGCGGUUAUAUGUAUGUACGGAUGUAUUAUAAAAUAUAUUUUCAUCGUACUUUUGAAAGGUAUUGAAUAGUUGCAAGGAGAUUAUUAUACAAAGUAUUGUACAUAAUUAUUUGUAUUCUGUAUAUUGUCAAGAAUUUUUAUGAUAAUAGAUUGAUAUAUUUGUAUAAAAAGAAAGGAGAUCAGUUGCAAAUAAUUCAGUUCCAAUUUUUAUGUUUGCAUAGAUUUAACAUAAUUCAUGAUUUAAUAUAUAGAAUAAUAAUUGCCUAUUUCUCGUAUGCAUAGAGUGAGUCAAACUGAAUAAAGAAGUCCUAUAUUUCAAUGCCAUGAUAUCACAAUUACCAAGCAAUCGAUAUAAAUUUGUUUCUGAUUAUUAACGAGGAUUUACAAAUCUACAAAUAUAUCUUAUUUUUUAUUUAAGAUUAAUUAUUUCUAUUACUGAAUACACAUUAACCGUUUGAAUGCCGAAAAA
Pogonomyrmex barbatus (red harvester ant) is the source of this 1972-nucleotide messenger RNA. RefSeq names its product Guanine nucleotide-binding protein subunit alpha cta (gene cta). Gene Ontology annotation, cellular component: brush border membrane; heterotrimeric G-protein complex; cytoplasm. Gene Ontology annotation, biological process: adenylate cyclase-modulating G protein-coupled receptor signaling pathway; Rho protein signal transduction. Lineage: Eukaryota; Metazoa; Arthropoda; Insecta; Hymenoptera; Formicidae. The record is from RefSeq and is a predicted model, not a curated record. Gene Ontology annotation, molecular function: GTPase activity; G-protein beta/gamma-subunit complex binding; D5 dopamine receptor binding.